AAAAAAAAAAAGGGGUGGAGAAGAAGGGAGGGGGGUGAAGAAAAAAAAAGGCCCGAAGAGGAGUUUCCAAAAACUUCCAAGGAACUCGCGGCUGCAAGUCCCAGGCGGCAGGCAAGAGCGAUGCUGGAGCCCCGGGCGCUCCGGGAGCCGACAGCGGCGGCAGUGGCGGCAGAGGGGGUGACCACGGGGAUGGCGGCGGCAGCGGGGAGCGCGGUGCCGGCCGGAGCCGGGAUGGCCGAGAAGAAAAAAGCCGGCAACGGCAAGAAGGGCAGGAAAGGCAAGGGGCCCGGCAAGAAGCCCGCUCCGCCGGAGGAGGGCGAGGCGCCCGGCUCCACCGCAGUGGUGCCCCUCAAAUUGAAGGAGAUGAAAAACCAAGAGGCUGCUGUGGGUCAGAAGCUAGUGCUAAGGUGUGAAACCACUUCAGAGUAUCCUGCGCUCAGAUUCAAAUGGUUAAAGAAUGGGAAGGAAAUAACCAAAAAAAACCGACCGGAAAAUAUCAAGAUCCCMAAAAAACAAAAGAAAUACUCUGAGCUUCACAUUUACAGAGCCACGUUGGCCGACGCUGGGGAAUAUGUGUGCAGAGUGAGCAGCAAGCUAGGAAAUGACAGCACUAAAGCCAGUGUUAUCAUCACAGACACCAAUGAGAGUACCAGCAACAUACCAGUAUCAACAGAAGUGACAAAAACUUCUUCACAACCCAUGCUUAGGAUACAAGCUUCAACAGAAGGAACAAACACUUCCUCCUCCACUUCCACAUCUACAACUGGGACAAGUCAUCUCACAAAAUGUGACAUAAAGCAGAAAGCCUUCUGUGUAAAUGGGGGAGAGUGUUACAUGGUUAAAGACCUCCCAAACCCCCCAAGAUACCUUUGCAGGUGCCCAAAUGAAUUUACUGGUGAUCGCUGCCAAAACUACGUAAUGGCCAGCUUCUACAAGCAUCUUGGGAUUGAAUUUAUGGAAGCUGAGGAACUGUACCAGAAACGGGUGCUGACCAUAACUGGCAUUUGCAUUGCUCUUCUAGUAGUUGGCAUCAUGUGUGUGGUGGCCUACUGCAAAACCAAGAAGCAGAGGAAAAAGUUGCACGACCGCCUUCGGCAGAGCCUGCGCUCGGAAAGGAACAACGUGAUGAACAUGGCCAACGGGCCACACCACCCCAAUCCACCACCAGAUAACGUCCAGCUGGUCAAUCAGUACGUUUCGAAAAAUGUAAUCUCCAGUGAGCAUGUCAUCGAGCGAGAAACAGAGACCUCGUUUUCUACAAGCCACUACACCUCAACAACACAUCACUCCGUGACAGUCACCCAGACACCCAGCCACAGCUGGAGUAAUGGCCACACUGAAAGCAUCCUCUCAGAAAGCCACUCGGUGCUCGUCAGCUCCUCCAUGGAGAACAGCAGGCACGCCAGCCCGGCGGGGCCCCGGGGCCGCCUCAAUGGCAUCGGCGGGCCACGGGAAGGCAACAGCUUCCUCCGGCAUGCGAGAGAGACCCCCGACUCCUACCGAGACUCUCCUCACAGUGAAAGGUAUGUCUCAGCUAUGACCACACCAGCUCGCAUGUCACCCGUCGAUUUUCACACUCCAACUUCUCCCAAGUCCCGCCCCUCCACAAUGUCACCACCGGCUUCCAGCUUGACCGUCUCCAUCCCUUCAGUGGCGGUGAGUCCCUUCAUAGAGGAGGAGCGACCGCUGCUCCUCGUGACUCCACUGCAGCUGCACGAGAAGUACGACCACCACCUUCAGCAGUUCAACUCCUUCCACCACAAUGCCGCCCACGAGAGCAACAGCCUGCCCCCAAGUCCUCUGCGGAUCGUGGAGGAUGAGGAGUACGAGACCACGCAGGAGUACGAACCAGCACAGGAGCCUCCAAAGAAACUCWCCAACAGCCGGAGGGUCAAAAGAACAAAGCCCAACGGCCACAUUUCCAGCAGGGUGGAAGUGGACUCUGACACAAGCUCCGAGAGCAGCAGCUCUGAGACCGAAACCGAAGAUGAAAGAAUAGGUGAGGAUACACCAUUCCUGAGCAUACCCAAUCCCGGGGCGACCAGUCUGGAGCCAGCCACCGCCUUCCGGCUGGCUGAAACCAGGACUAACCCGGCAAACCGCUUCUCCACACCAGAAGAGUUGCAAGCAAGGUUGUCCAGUGUGAUAGCUAACCAAGACCCUAUUGCUGUAUAAAACRUAAAACACAUAGAUUCACAUGUAAAACUUUAUUUUAUAUAAUGAAGUAUUCCACCUUUAAAUUAAACAAUUUAUUUUAUUUUAGCAAUUCCGCUGAUAGAAAACAGGAGAGGAAAAAACUUUUAUAAAUUAAAUAUACGUAUGUACAAAUGUGUUAUGUGCCAUAUGUAGCAAUUUUUUACAGUAUUUCAAAAAUGGGGAAAGAUAUCAAUGGUGCCUUUAUGUUAUGUUAAGUUGAGAGCAAGUUUUGUACAGUUACAAUGAUGGCUGUCCCAUAGUAUUUUGCAAAACCUUUUAGCCCUCAGUUGUCCUAGCUUUUUUGUGCACUGCAUUAUAAUGACUGGAUGUAUGAUUUGCAAGAAUUGCAGAAGUCCCUCUGGUCGCUUGCUGUAGAAUCCCCAGAUCAGAAAGCCCUGUAAUGGCACUCCCACCCUACUCCACCAGAAAAACACACAUAUACACACACACAGAGUCAGAAAGAUUAA
Molecule: messenger RNA, 2663 nt
Organism: Malurus melanocephalus (red-backed fairy wren)
Lineage: Eukaryota; Metazoa; Chordata; Aves; Passeriformes; Maluridae
Gene: NRG1
Product: neuregulin 1
Exons: 13
Coding region: 121-2175 (684 amino acids)
Biological process (GO): animal organ development; activation of transmembrane receptor protein tyrosine kinase activity; nervous system development
Molecular function (GO): chemorepellent activity; protein tyrosine kinase activator activity
Source: RefSeq, a predicted model, not a curated record